AUGGAAGGUAGGAUCCAAGCUCUAGUAUCAAUGAUUCUGAUCGUGACACUAUGUGCCACUAUACUAUUGCAGCCGGGCUUGGCCGAGGUGCAAGUAACACCUCAAUUUACUUCCUUUCCUGGCUCCCCUAUAGAUCUCACAAAAUGUUGGUCAUCUCUCUUCAGUGCUGAAGAUUGUGUAAUUGACAUCUACAAGUUUUCUGUAACCGGUAAGUUUGGUAUUAACCAGGCGUGUUGCAAGGCGUUUAUGGAUAUGGAUGAUAAGUGUUGGCCAAAAAUGUUUCCGUUCAAUCCAUUCUUUCGUCCUCUUCUCAAGAAUAGUUGCUCUCGUAUCAACGGAGUUGUUCUCACACACACCACACCUCAUCAAGUCCCUACCAUUCCUGGGGUUUCUCAUCCCGGUUCUCCAGUCGAUCUCACAAAAUGUUGGUCAUCACUUACCAGUGUUCAAGGUUGUGUAACUGAAAUCUACAAAUCAGUGUUCACGGGAAAGUUUGAUAAUGUUGGACCAAUGUGUUGUAAGGCAGCUUCGGCUGUGGAUGCGAAAUGCUGGCCACAUAUGUUUCCACUAAAUACAUUCUUCCCUCGUCCUCUCAAAGAAAGUUGUUCUCGCAUCAUCAAUGAAGCAGAACCUACGCACAAAUGA
Messenger RNA from Brassica oleracea var. oleracea, 645 nucleotides. RefSeq lists its product as uncharacterized. Gene Ontology annotation, cellular component: vesicle; extracellular region. Bases 1 to 645 code for a protein of 214 amino acids. The transcript has a single exon. The record is from RefSeq and is a predicted model, not a curated record. Lineage: Eukaryota; Viridiplantae; Streptophyta; Magnoliopsida; Brassicales; Brassicaceae. Gene Ontology annotation, biological process: regulation of protein localization to cell surface; regulation of double fertilization forming a zygote and endosperm; double fertilization forming a zygote and endosperm.